GAACGUACGUUUUACGUUACUUUUUGUAAAUGUGCGUUACAUGAUUAAACGAGUCAAACCGGACACAACUUACAAUUUGUAAACUAACAGUGCAGGCGACUCUGAUUAUCCGGGCCGUAUAAGCCGUGAAUUUACAGCAGCCAACACCGUGGCAGCUUUUUACAGAGCCGUGCUCUGUUGUUAUUAUUUUCCAUCAUUACGCCUCAGCAAUAGCAAAAUGAACAUCAACCGGGGCUUCCUUAACGUCAUGAUCCUCAGUUGGGGAUUCAUGCUGGUGUUCACUGCUUUCCAAACGAUGGGCAACAUACAAAAAACCGUACUGGAAAGCAUAAGCGAAGACGACCCGGACUUCCACGGUGAGGGCUACCUCAGCUUGUCGAUAAUCUACGCGAGCUUCGCCCUGUGCAACUGGCUGGCCCCGUCCUUCAUAUCGAUGACCGGUCCCCGCACGAGCAUCGUUGUGGGCUGCUCGUGCUACGUCUUUUUCAUCGCGUCGUUCCUCUGGCCGCGCACCGAGCUCCUCUACUUCGCCUCGGCCUUCGUCGGCAUAGGUGCGGCCCUCGCGUGGACCGGACAGGGCCUCUUCCUCACGAUCAACAGCGACGGCCGGACCAUGUCCCGGAACUCGGGCCUUUUCUGGGCCAUAUUCCAGUCGUCCCUAUUCAUCGGCAACAUCUUCGUGUUCUUUGCCUUCCGCGAGCCGAAGAUCAACGCCCACCAGCGCAGCCUCGUCUUCAAGGUCCUCACCGGGGUGUCGGUGGCCGGGCUCGGGUUGCUCUUUGCCCUGCGCAGGCCACCCCAGCCGUCGAGCCUGGGCCCAGCCGAGGGGGUAUCCAGUGCCGACAAGGAACUCCAGAUACCCGAACAGCCGAAGGAGCGGCCCUUGCCCGCGGCGUGGAGGGCCUUCGGGGACGCAGUCGCGCUGUUCUUCACGGCCCGGAUGCUCGUGCUGACGCUCACCUUUAUUUACACGGGCCUCGUGCUGACCUUCCUGUCGUCCGUGUACUCGUCGAGCAUCGGCUUCACCAAGGCCAUGGGCGAUGACCGCAAGAGGCUGAUCGGACUGUCGGGCAUUUGCAUCGGCAUUGGUGAGGUCUUCGGUGGGGCCAUGUCAGGAUUGCUCGCGUCCAGAUGUCGCUCUGGCUGCGGGGACUCCGGCACGUCCGUGGUGCUCGCUGGGUUUGGGACCCACCUAUUCUCGUUCCUCGUGGCUCUGCUCAAUCUGCCCAACAGCGCCCCUUUCCAGGAACGUUUAUUAAGGCUGGUCUAA
This is a messenger RNA of Copidosoma floridanum, 1270 nucleotides long. RefSeq names its product UNC93-like protein MFSD11. Lineage: Eukaryota; Metazoa; Arthropoda; Insecta; Hymenoptera; Encyrtidae. The record is from RefSeq and is a predicted model, not a curated record.